This is a messenger RNA of Pimephales promelas (fathead minnow), 3099 nucleotides long. Lineage: Eukaryota; Metazoa; Chordata; Actinopteri; Cypriniformes; Leuciscidae. The record is from RefSeq and is a predicted model, not a curated record.
CUUGCCCCUGGUUUCCACCCGCUUCGAAUGUUAUCACUCGAUUGAAUGGGCGUUAUCAGUGGUUAUCAUUCCAUAUAUAUGGGCCAGUAGGGGCCUGCUGCGCCUACUGGUAGGCUCAGAAGGCUGUUAUCAUCCAUCCACAUGGUUAAUCACCGACAAAUACAGGAGAAGACUCCAGCUCCAAUCCCAGAAUCCAGCUCGCCGGUAAUCGGAAGUCUACUGAAUGACGCAGCUACGUUGGAAUAUUUCGCGCUUGAUUUUUGAUAAGAUAUGGGAAAAACAGUUAAGACCACACGUUCCAGGAGCGUUAAGAUUAAGGUGGUGAGGAGGGGUAUCUUUGGCCCAGCAAAGGUUUCUUACCUUAGUCAAGGUCUUCCCCAGCCCAACUCCAAACAGACCAACCCAACUAUUACAUCUCAACCUGCUGAACCUGAUGAUGUGUCACCGAACUGUAGUUCUGAGAGUGCAUACAGUAGGGCAAAGAAGAGAGAGCUUCAUGCCUGGGAUGCAGUCAAGGAUGACAUGCUUAAGGUGUCGUUUGAAUGUUCAGCACCAAUCGCUACCCAGUGUGUUGUCUGCCUAGCACAUGCUGAUUACAGGUGCAUUGAGUGCAGUACUACUGCAGUGUUUUGUGAGAGUUGUCUGAAGAGGACUCACAGAAAUUCACUGCAUCUUUCUGAUAAGUGGAAUAAUGUCUACUAUGAGCCAUCCUCCCUGGGGUUAUUCCUAUAUUUACCUGAAGGCCAUAGCACCCAUGCUGUGUACACAAAGGACAUGAAGGUCAUUGUCAGCACAGGACGGCUCUGCACCGUCACAGUGAAUAUGUGUGCAUGUGAGCCAGAAACCUGCACUCUGCUCAGGUAUGGUCUCUGGCCGGCAACAGCCGACAAGCCCCAGACAGCCUUCUCCAUAACUCUCCUAGAGCUUUUUGUUUGUCUGUCACUGGAGUGUCAGGUUUCUGUCGAGGGUUUUUGCAACACCAUGCGCUGGAAAAAUAACCUCACACUUGCAGAGGUUAACACACUCUACAGAGCCCUGGUGGGAGAAUCCAUAUCCCAUUUUAGGCAUCACCACUUCCGACAAAGAAGUUUGGUUGAUAUUUGCCCAAAAUUAGAUGAUGGUACCAAAUGCCCAGCAUGCCCAAAGGCGGCUGGGGAUAUGAUUGUAACAUUGGAUGCCAACUUUGGCCUUGUGAGGAAGCAAAGCUCAGGUACAAGUGCGGUUGAGCCAUUACACGGAACCCGCAUGUUUGUUAAUGAAAACGAUGUAGAGGAAUACCUGCUAUCACAUCUUGACAGCUCAGAACCUCACGAGGACUGCAGUAACUUCAAGGCUGGCAACGUGCUGAGGUCACAAAAACAAGCGAAGAAACUUGAUGUUACAGGAGUGUUUGGAGCCUCUUGUCGUCAUGAAAUGCCCCUAAUGUUUGUCAACAUGAGCCAAGGAGAACGAUUAGCCUAUCCCCUGUAUGUCAUCGAUGAGCUACUUCGAAGAUGUGAGGACAAGAACAUACACCUCCGAAUCGUUUAUGACAUUGCCUGUGUUGUUGCCUCACAUUUGCAUAAAUUAGGGAAGGGCAUACCACACAACAUCUCUUUGGCCAUACCAGCAUUUCACGUUUAUGGACACAAAUUGCCCUGCCAGAUCAAGUACAGCACUAGGCGACUCGAUGGGUUUGGGCUCACAGACGGGGAAGGAAUGGAAAGGCUGUGGUCUUUUCUCAGAAGAUUUGCCAGAGUCACAAAGGAGAUGACUCCAUCUCACCGCCUUGACCUGUUGACUGAUGCCCUUUUGCAUUAUGGACGGAGGAAAUCAACUGACCUAGAGAUGCAGCUCCUGCAAAGACUAGACAGAGCAGAGAAAAUAUCAAUUCUCGCUCAAGAAGACAUCUCAUCUGUCAUCAGAGAGGCACCAGUGUUGGUUUCUGAGGGAGACAUGGAGAAAUGGAAAAAAAGGGAAAUGGAGCUAGCCCAGCAGAAACAGAAACCAAUAAGCACUGUCUGUAGAUGGAAAAGGGACUACAUCAUCAAGCUGAUUCAGUUCUACAAGUUCAAAUCUGGGAAUCGUGAGUCAUCCAUGGAGUGUGAAACAGAAAUUGAGGACUCUCUGCUGAACAUAGAGAAAAAACACCGGAUUGGGAGAAGAUGGCAAGAAUCCGAUUCAGACUUCCAGUCUACCCUUAAAAAUGUGGACUGUGAGCUCAGAGGGCAACUAAUCUUCAAAGCUAGAACUGAAUCAAGGGAGAGAGCAGUCCUCCUCCAUCUGAAAAGAAAAUAUCCAGACGGGCAGGGCAUUGCCAUUAGACUUUCCAAGCAGAUUGCCAGUUCCAACAAGAGACUGAGGCAGGCAAUAAAUGAAUACAACCGGAUUCAGUGGCCACCGCAGAGGAGCAUCUUCCCCACAAUAAUUGAUUUUCAGGAAGCAUGCGAUCCCUCUUGGCAAGUCUACUUCUGCUUUGAUGACACUAUUGAAGACGAUAAUGUUUCGAGGAGUCUUAAACGGCGAGCAAUUGAUGCCAUAAAUAUGAAGACUCGAGCAACUGAGGAAAAGGGCAUGCUGUACCAGGAAAUGAGAAAUAUUACUGAACACCUCCAUCAGCAGCAUGCCUUUCUUUGCUCUGCCAUUAAAGACACAGAUCAGCCUGGUGCAAAAGCUGCUCUCACCCAAAGACUCCAUCAGGUGGAAAGAAAACGUCAUCAAGCAACUGUGAUGUUUCACACACAUGUACAAGACAUUGUCCCUGUAGACAACCCCUACUUGUGUCAGGCCCUCCCCAUGUCAAGCAUAGAGACUCUAGUGUACAAUGAGGAUGGUGAUGAUGAUAAUGAGGAUGACACUGAGGAUGACCAUGAUAACUAGGAAUGGUACUGGUAUGACAGGACAGGGCCUGUAUUUACAAAGCUCACAAAGAUGUGUUUUACUAGGUCUGAUCUAUUUUAAAGCUUAGGUACUGUAUUUAAGCACAUAUCGACACUAGUAUGCGAGUACAAAAUUGUGUGUUUACCACUUGUGAUAUUACGUAUUCAUUGUAAUGUACAAAUGUGGUCAUGUGUGAGAGUUUGUUUUCAUGAGUUGAAAUGACAAUAAAUUUAUUGAAAU